AUGCCCUACGAUCCUUUAUGGAGUGUAAUUGCAAUCCGGGAUAUCGAGUGCUCAGAUGCUAGUCAUGUUUACUUGAUUGACCAUGCGUGGACUUUCAAGGGAAAUAGUAUUAAAAGUAGUCUAAGAAAUGUGCCGGGGCUUUUGGAAAGAAUGUGUAAUAUGAUGCAAGUAUCUGCAGAAACAACCGAGGAUCAAAUUGAUGAAGUAUCAAAAGCGGUGUGGAAGUAUGCACAUACUUAUGCAAUUGGUGGUGAUGAAUUUUCGAUUGAAGAACGAGUUCCAGUGUGGUACGUCUUAGACGAAUUGGGUUCUGGAAUUACUCAUUCAGACACGCCCAAUUUCCGAGCAGUGCCUUUCAUAUAUGUGCCUGAACAAUUAACUUACACAUUAUUGUUUCCAGUAAAAGAUGUUGAAGAAGGUGACAUGGUCACUAGAAACUUUGUAGAGGGUCAGUUCCAUGAUCCCAUGCAAAGAGAAGCAAUGCUUAUCCCAUGGAAGCACUAUGACCAUUUUGGGGAAGAUUUUGUUCAGGUGGAGCCAAGCACCAAAUAUUUUUUAGAGGGUCACAUAGUCGAAACUCUUCCGGAGUUAGAUUUGUUGAAAGUAAGAGAGAUUAAUGACACUACUAAGCUAAAAGUGUACUCAGAGUACAGAUAUAUCAAUGAACACCUCACAGCUCCCGAGUUUGAAAUAGUAGACAAUGAAAAUGAUGCUGAUGUACUGUGGUACAUUAACCAUUUCAAAGAAUUUCAAGAUUUAAGUGUUCAAUCGCCACACAAAUUUGUUAAUCAAUUCCCAUUUGAAUAUGUAAUGACAAUAAAAGAUUUGCUAGCUGUAAUUGCUAGGCGGUCUGCAGAAAAGUACAGUGAUGAAAAUAACUCUCUUGAUACAAACCCAGUUUGGUUGCCUACAACCUUUAAUAUGAAAACUGAGCUGCCCAAGUUUGUUGCAUAUUAUAUGCAGAGGAGGAAGGCUGGAUUAGAUAAUCAUUGGAUAUGUAAACCAUACAACCUUGCAAGAGGUUUGGACACUUAUAUCAGUGACAAUUUAGAUUUCCUAUGCCGAUUACCUCUGACUGGUCCUAAAAUUGCUCAGAAGUACAUUGACAACCCUGUCCUCUUUGAAAGACCAGAUGUUGGCCUGGUUAAGUUUGACAUUCGCUAUGUGAUACUCUUGACUUCUGUUAGACCAACAGAGGUUUAUGUUUACAAUAAUUUCUUCCUUCGAUUUGCUAAUAAACCAUUCUCUUUGGACAACUUUGAAGAUUAUGAAAAACACUUUACAGUUAUGAAUUACAGUGGUACUGCACAGCUUUUUAAGAUGUUAUGUGCAGACUUCAAAGCUGAGUGGUCUAGGCAGUUUGCCAACUAUGAUUGGGCAGAUGUUGAAAAAUCAAUAUUCAAGAUGUUAUCAGAGUUAUUUGAUGCAGCUACAUCAAAGGGGCCUCCUUGCGGAAUAGGGAAGAGCCCACAAUCCAAGGCAUUGUAUGCUGCAGAUAUUAUGCUGAGUUGGCGUAACGUCGGAAAUGAAAAGGUCAUUCAACCCAUCCUGUUGGAGAUGAAUUGGAUGCCAGACUGUCGGCGCGCAUGCGAAUAUUAUCCCGACUUUUAUAACGAUAUCUUUUCUGUAAUGUUUUUGAAUAAGGAAGUGGAGACCUGUACGAAAGUUAUGUAA
This is a messenger RNA of Spodoptera littoralis (African cotton leafworm), 1674 nucleotides long. The record is from the annotation of a GenBank genome assembly. Lineage: Eukaryota; Metazoa; Arthropoda; Insecta; Lepidoptera; Noctuidae.